AUUCAUCAAUGUUUUAACAAGACCUGGUACCUUAACUCUUCGCUCAAAUUUAUGCAUGCAGUAUUCACCUGGAGUUCUGACAGAUGAAUGGCAUGAAUUUAUACAGGCGCAACCACUCGAUUAUGAUAUCAAGAAACCUGAAAAUUUUAAUCUUCUUACAUCCAGCUACAACAACUUUUGGUUUGGGAAGAAAACAGACCCUUUGCCAAAAUCUGCUACUCACGAAAUGAUGGAUCAAUCUUUCGAAUGGUAUAAACAAAACAAGUAUCAAAAACAAACGGCAAUGGAUAAAAUCAGCCUACCAAUUUCGAAUAAAAAGAGUGUGGAAAAAUUUCCAAUUUUGCAAUCCCAUCAUCACUACGAUGAAAAGAAACCAGGUUUUGGAAGUACUCAAAUGUCGCAUUAUAAAUUUCCUUGUUUUGAAGAGCUCAGAAAGUCUGUUCAGGCAGAAAAUCUAGAUAUACCAUGGAAGAAAUAUCGCCUCUUUCAUUCUUAUUUUGUAGAUACAGAUUGUGCUUGUCAUAAGAACAUUCAUAUCUGGCAAGAUGAACAUUACAUGUAUCCCCAUGGCCGACAGAAGUCAAAAACUACUCCAAAAUUUGAAUUUUAAAUCAUUCAUCGAUAUCUUUACAAUUGAUAUUCUCUAAUGAUUAAUUUUGAUUUGUCUCGGAAACGUAGCGGAAAAUUAUGAAAAUUUCGUAACUUAGGAUAAUAAAAUAAAACUUUGCUACAUUAAUUAUAAUCACAGCGUAUUUUCGAAAAUGCGAAAUUUUAAAAUUAAUAAAUAUAAUUAUAAUUGGAUCUAUUUUGUAUUAGUAUAAUUCAAUUGAAGGCUGGAUGGCCGAAGCAGUUAAGGUGUUGAUGUAACAGUCUGAGGACUCGAGAUCAAUUCAGGACAUUCGAAAAUUCCUGAAAAUUUUUCGUGUGGUGACGGGACCCGACAUAUCCAGAACGAAUAUGUCGGGUCUUGUUCCUCGCCACCCAGUCUCUCCCAUUGUGGACAUGGCCAAACCUGCGAUGAAUACGUAAAAUGCCCUCGUAAUUAAAAGAAAUGAGUGAUAGAAUAAAGCAACACCAUAUUUGAGAAAUCUAUCAAAGGGGAUUUCUCUGAAGGAGGACUUUCUUUGGGAAACUGGCACCUAAACUAGCACCUUUAGGUGUUACGCAGGCAACGAAAACCCGGAAAAUUCCACGUAGCCAGCUCUUAGGUGAGGUGCGAACUCGCAACCUCUUGGUCUCUUGUGGGCCACGGAAGAAAGAGUUAAAAACGAAAGAAAAAGAAAUUAUAACAGAAUUCCUGUGGUUAAAUUUGCGUGUUUCACUUUCUUCCAAUGCUGAAUAUGUUAAACGUAAAAAUUUAAAUAGAAUUGAUCCUCUUCUAAAAAUAUAGGCCUAC
Messenger RNA from Centruroides sculpturatus (bark scorpion), 1396 nucleotides. RefSeq lists its product as uncharacterized. Gene Ontology annotation, cellular component: plasma membrane. The transcript is spliced from 7 exons. The coding region runs from base 56 to 610 and encodes 184 amino acids. Lineage: Eukaryota; Metazoa; Arthropoda; Arachnida; Scorpiones; Buthidae. The record is from RefSeq and is a predicted model, not a curated record.